Molecule: messenger RNA, 3721 nt
Organism: Nerophis lumbriciformis (worm pipefish)
Lineage: Eukaryota; Metazoa; Chordata; Actinopteri; Syngnathiformes; Syngnathidae
Gene: tnnc1a
Product: troponin C type 1a (slow)
Cellular component (GO): myosin II complex
Molecular function (GO): calcium ion binding
Source: RefSeq, a predicted model, not a curated record
GACCAGGAGUCGCUAUAAAGGUUGUCCAGCUGGACUGUCCCCACUUCCUGUGUCAGCGUCAGCAGGUCCAGAGUCAUCAUGAACGACAUAUACAAGGCUGCGGUGGAGCAGCUGACAGAUGAACAGAAAAAUGAGUUCAAGGCUGCCUUCGACAUCUUCGUUCAGGAUGCGGAGGACGGCUGCAUCAGCACCAAGGAGCUGGGGAAGGUGAUGAGGAUGCUGGGCCAGAACCCCACACCUGAGGAGCUGCAGGAGAUGAUCGAUGAGGUGGAUGAAGAUGGAAGUGGCACGGUGGACUUCGAUGAGUUCCUGGUGAUGAUGGUGAGAUGCAUGAAGGACGACAGCAAGGGGAAGUCUGAGGAGGAACUGGCAGAACUGUUCCGCAUGUUUGACAAGAACGCGGACGGUUACAUCGACCUGGACGAGCUGAAGACCAUGCUGGAGUCCACGGGAGAAGACAUCACAGAAGACGACAUCGAGGAGCUGAUGAAGGACGGGGACAGAAACAACGACGGCAAGAUCGAUUACGACGAGUUCUUGGAGUUCAUGAAAGGCGUGGAGUAAUCCUCAACACCAAACCUUAUCCUUGUCUCCCUCCGUCACAUGACUGGAAGCUGACUUGAGUCAUCCUGAACACUAAACCUUAUCCUUGUCUCCGUCCGUCACGUGACUGGAAGCUGACUUGAGUAAUCCUCAACACCAAACCUUAUCCUUGUCUCUGUCCGUCAUGUGACUGGAAGCUGACUUGAGUAAUCCUCAACACCAAACCUUAUCCUUGUCUCCCUUCAUCACAUGACUGGAAGGUGACUUGAGUAAUCCUGAACACUAAACCAUAUCCUUGUCUCCCUUCAUCACAUGACUGGAAGGUGACUUGAGUAAUCCUGAACACUAAACCAUAUCCUUGUCUCCCUCCGUCACAUGGCCAAAAGCUGAUUUGAGUAAUCCUGAACACCACAUCUUACCCUGGUCUCUCUCCGUCACAUGACUGGAAGCUGACUUGAGUAAUCCUGAACACCAAACCUUAUCCAUGUCUCCAUCUGUCACAUGACUGGAAGCUGACUUAAGUAAUCCUGAACACUAAACCUUAUCCUUGUCUCCCUCCGUCACAUGGCCAAAAGCUGAUUUGAGUAAUCCUGAACACCACACCUUAUCCUGGUCUCCCUCCGUCACAUGACUGGAAGCUGACUUGAGUAAUCCUGAACACUAAACCUUGUCUCCCUCCGUCACAUGGCCAAAAGCUGAUUUGAGUAAUCCUGAACACUACACAUUAUCCUGGUCUCUCUCCGUCACAUGACUGGAAGCUGACUUGAGUAAUCCUGAACACCAAACCUUAUCCUUGUCUCCAUCCGUCAUGUGACUGGAAGCUGACUUGAGUAAUCCUCAACACCAAACCUUGUCCUUGUCUCCCUCCAUCACAUGACUGGAAGCUGACUUGAGUAAUCCUCAACACCAAACCUUAUCCUCGUCUCCCUCCGUCACAUGACUAGAAGCUAACUUGAGUAAUCCUCAACACCAAACCUUAUCCUCGUCUCCCUCCGUCACAUGAAUGGAAGCUGACUUGAGUAAUCCUGAACACCACAUCUUAUCCUGGUCUCUCUCCGUCACAUGACUGGAAGCUGACUUGAGUAAUUCUGAACACCAAACCUUAUCCUUGUCUCCGUCCAUCAUGUGACUGGAAGCUGACUUGAGUAAUCCUCAACACCAAACCUUAUCCUCGUCUCCCUCCGUCACAUGACUGGAAGCUAACUUGAGUAAUCCUCAACACCAAACCUUAUCCUCGUCUCCCUCCGUCACAUGACUGGAAGCUGACUUGAGUAAUCCUCAACACCAAACCUUAUCCUCGUCUCCCUCCGUCACAUGACUGGAAGCUGACUUGAGUAAUCCUGAACACCAAACCUUAUCCUUGUCUCCGUCCAUCAUGUGACUGGAAGCUGACUUGAGUAAUCCUCAACACCAAACCUUAUCCUCGUCUCCCUCCGUCACAUGACUGGAAGCUAACUUGAGUAAUCCUCAACACCAAACCUUAUCCUCGUCUCCCUCCGUCACAUGACUGGAAGCUGACUUGAGUAAUCCUCAACACCAAACCUUAUCCUCGUCUCCCUCCGUCACAUGACUGGAAGCUGACUUGAGUAAUCCUGAACACCACAUCUUAUCCUGGUCUCUCUCCGUCACAUGACUGGAAGCUGACUUGAGUAAUCCUGAACACCAAACCUUAUCCAUGUCUCCCUCCGUCACAUGACUGGAAGGUGACUUGAGUAAUCCUGAACACUAAACCAUAUCCUUGCCUCCCUCCGUCACAUGGCCAAAAGCUGAUUUGAGUAAUCCUGAACACCAAACCUUAUCUUUGUUUCCGUCCGUCACGUGACUGGAAGCUGACUUGAGUAAUCCUGAACACCACACCGUAUCCUGGUCUCCCUCCAUCACAUGACUGGAAGCUGAGUUGAGUAAUCCUGAACACCAAACCUUAUCCUUGUCUCCCUUCGUCACAUGGCUGGAAGCUGACUUGAGUAAUCCUGAAAACCACACCUUAUCCUGGUCUCCCUCCGUAACAUGACUGGAAGCUAACUUGAGUAAUCCUGAACACUAAACCUUAUCCUUGUCUCCCUCCGUCACAUGACUGGAAGCUGAUUUGAGAAAUCCUGGUCUCCCUCGUCACAUGACUGGAAGCUGACUUGAGUAAUCUUGAACACUAAACCUUAUCCUUGUCUCCUUCCAUCACAUGGCUGGAACCUGAUUUGAGUAAUCCUGAACACCACACCUAAUCCUGGUCUCCCUCCGUCACCUGAUUGGAAGUUUACUUGAGUAAUCCUGAACUCUAAACCUUAUCCUUGUCUCCCUCCGUCACAUGACUGGAAGCUGAUUUGAGUAAUCCUGAACACCACACCUUAUCCUGGUAUCCCUCCGUCACAUGACUGGAAGCUGACUUGAGUAGUACUGCACACUAGACCCUAUCCUAGUCUCCCUCCGUCACAUGACCUGGUUGAAGCUGAGAAGGACUCUGCAAGAAUGAAGGACUCUGUAAAAACUGUUUCUGAUCCAUGGUUCCUUCCUGCAUUGUUGGAAAUACAAAAUGAUGAAAGUCAAUCUUCAACUUUUUUCUCCUUUGGAGCUUCAACUUCUAGAAUCUUCACCAUCAAGUUGUUGAUGUCGAUGUUGUUGUUGUUGAUGUUAUCAUUGUUGAUGUUGUUAUUGUUGUUGAUGUUGUUAUUGUUGUUGCUGUUAUUGUUGACGUUGUUGUUGAUGAUGUUAUUGUUGUUGUUGUUAAUCUUGUUGUUGAUGUUAAGGUUAUUGUUGAUGUAAAUUUUGCUGUAGAUGUCGAUGUUGUUGAUGUCAAUAUUGUUGUUGAUGUUAUUGAUGUCAAUGUUGUUGAUGUCGAUGUUUUUGUUGACGUUAUUGUUGAUGUCAAUGUUGUUGUUGAUGUCGAUGUUGUUGAUGUCGAUGAUAAUGUUGUUGAUGUCGAUGUUGUUGAUGUUAUUGGUGUCAAUGUUGUUGUUGAUGUUUUUAUUGUUGAUGCUGAUGUUGUUAUUAUUGUGGUGGUUCCUGAUUGUUGUGUCGACAAAGCACAAUCAGCCCUAAAUCAAACCUGUGUCAUUGAUGUUGUUUUGACUUUUACAAACAUUUUGGGAUGUUUGAUAAACACUCAGGACUUUUUCUUCUCCUCAUAAAAGAUGCAUGUUGUGCUCAGAUUGUUUUCUCAAGAAAUAAACACUUUUUUGGAGUA